Engraulis encrasicolus (European anchovy) is the source of this 1269-nucleotide messenger RNA. It is a transcript of the gene cldc1, whose product is annotated as C-type lectin domain containing 1. The record is from RefSeq and is a predicted model, not a curated record. The coding region runs from base 363 to 1127 and encodes 254 amino acids. Lineage: Eukaryota; Metazoa; Chordata; Actinopteri; Clupeiformes; Engraulidae. The transcript is spliced from 6 exons.
AUAGCAUGUGGACACUGCAUAAAAGACAGACACAAAGUUUUAACAGAAACGGGAAACUGUCGCGUGUGCAAGCCUGGCUGAGUUACAAGGACGACAGAUUUUUGCUGGAAGAUAAGGACCUGACUAUUUCAACAGACACACACCUCAGGAUAGUCCGAUUACACCGCAUGGACUCCGGUGCACUGGUUUGAACUCUUACUUGCUUCACUGACUUGGCUCAGGACACCGAGAGGACGUUAGAGAGAGAGAGAGAGAGGGUUCACCAAACGGUUUUAUCUCCAGCUGUCUCCAAUAGAACAACAGUUCUCUUCUGUCCCACAACUGCACUGCACUGGUCCUGGUUGACUUCCUGACUUGUGGCCAUGGAGGACUCGGAUCAUUACACAUCACUGCAUGAGUUUACAGAGGAGCUCACACCAAGAGGAGCCUCUGGGGUGAAGAGGGGGGCGGAGUGUCUGCGUGGUCAGACGGGACUGGUGGUUUUCGUUGUCCUCCUGGCAUCUGUGUGUGCCAACAUUGCACUAGCCGUACUAUUGUUCAACAGACCUGCUGUCAGUACAUCUGCAUCCCUAGCACCUGGUCAGGGAAUGGCUGAUCUGUCUCCAGAGUUAAAACUCAAAUCCCUGGAGAUGCGAUACAACAGCCUGUGCAAAGACUACUCAAACCUGGGUGUCACCUGCUCCACGACAGUGAGGCAGUGCAGUCCUUGUCCGGAAGGCUGGCUACAGUUGGCGGAUAAGUGUUAUUACUUCAGCCCUGAUAAGAUGGACUGGGAGAGGAGCCGGGACAGCUGCGACUCAAUGGGCAGCCAUUUAGCCAUCUUAUACAGUCACGAGCAGCACGACUUGCUGGAGGUAGAGGCGAAAAAGCUUGGAGGUUUUGACUACCACUUCUGGAUCGGGCUGUCAGACACUGAGACGGAGGGAGUAUGGAAAUGGGUCGACAACAGGAUUGUCAAUGACACGUACUGGAACGAGUGGGACAAUGAGCCAAACAACCACCAGUCUGGAGGAAUCCAUGGAGAGGACUGUGCAGUCCUGGACUCCCGCUCCAAGUCCUGGUUUGACGUGCCUUGCGACCACAUUUAUAAGCGCAUCUGUCAAAUGGACGCCUUUGACAUUGAUUGAAGCUGACUGAAUGACAAGCGCUCCUGUCUCCGUCCUCCUGACAGAAAAAAAAUGAUACUGUGAUUCUGAUGCUGGCUUUCCCUUUUUUUAUACGUCUAAUAAUAAAAUGCUGAAAAUUCUCUCUUGGAGAGAGAUAAUUAGA